Triticum turgidum subsp. durum (durum wheat) is the source of this 1623-nucleotide messenger RNA. NCBI's taxonomy places the organism in Eukaryota, Viridiplantae, Streptophyta, Magnoliopsida, Poales, Poaceae. The record is from the annotation of a GenBank genome assembly.
AUGCAAACUUUUACCAGUUCAUGCACAUCUUUAAUUGUCACCAUGGCGGCUCAGCUAGUGGCAGCACUCUUAUCUCCACAAGCACUAUCGCUUUAUCUCCUGCUCCUCCCUAUCGUCCUCCUCUACUACUCGGCAACAAAAACAAAGAGAUCGGGGAGCGAGCAGGCUGCGGCGGCGGGCCAUGGCGAAGAGCGCCCCCUUCCUGCGCCUCCGAGUAAGCUCCCUGUCAUCGGCCACCUCCACCUCAUCGGCACCAACCCCCACGUCUCCCUCGCCGCGCUCACCGCCCAGCACGGCGACGGCGGGAUCCUGCUGCUCCACCUGGGCCAGGUGCGCAAUCUCGUGGUCACUACCCCGGGCGCCGCGGAGGCGGUGCUUCGCACGCACGACCACGUCUUCGCGUCGCGCCCGCAGAACGCGUUCGCCGACACGCUCCUCGACGGCUCCGACAUCGCCUUCGCCCCCUACGGCGAGUUCUGGCGGCAGCUGAGGCGGCUGGUCACCACGCACCUGCUCAGCGCCAGGAAGGUGCUGUCGCUCCGCGCUGGUCGCGAGGAGGAGGCACGCCUGGUCAUGGCCAAGAUCCGCGACGCUGCGGCCGCCGGCGCCGCCAUGGACGUGUCCACGCUGCUCGCCACCUUCACCAACGACGUCGCUUGCCGCGCCGUGUCCGGCAAGUUCUUCCGGGAGGAAGGCCGGAACGAGCUGUUCCGGGAGGUGAUCGACGGCAACGUCGCGGCGUUCGGGGGGUUCAACCCGCAGGACUACUUCCCGAGCCUGGCCAAGGUGGACGCGCUGGCGCGGGUGCUGUUCCCCAAGAUGACUCGGCUGAGGAAGAGGUGGGACGGGCUGCUCGACAGGAUCAUCGACGACCACGCCACCAAAUCAUCGCUGCAGCAAGAAGAAGAUGAGGAGGAGACAGACUUCGUGGACGUUCUCCUCGCUCGUCAACACGAGUACAGUCUCACCAGGCAGCAUAUCAAGGCCAUUUUGGUGGACAUGUUUGUAGCUGGGACGGACACGUCAUACGUAGUCCUAGAGUUCGCCAUGGCCGAGCUCAUGCGAAAGCCACACCUCAUGGCCAAACUCCAAGCCGAGGUAAGGGAAAAGACACCAAAGGGCCAACCAAUGGUCAUGGAGGAUGACUUGGGCGGCAUGACCUACCUAAAGGCGGUCUUGAAGGAGACGCUCCGGCUGCACCCACCAUUGCCCCUCCUCCUCCCACACUUCUCUGUGGACAAGUGUGUCAUUAACGGCUACACAGUCCCCACCGAAACUCGUGUCAUCAUCAAUGUGUGGGCCAUCGGCAGAGACCCUGGGUCGUGGGAGGAUGCGGAGGAGUUCAUCCCUGAGAGGUUCGAGGACAUCGCGUCCCCCGACUACAAGGGGAGGGAUUUUGGGAUCCUGCCGUUUGGAGCCGGUCGAAGGAUAUGUCCCGGGAUAAACUUUGGCAUGGCCUCCGUGGAGAUUAUGCUCGCCAACCUUGCAUAUUGCUUUGAUUGGGAGCUCCCGGGUGGGAUGCAGCACAAGGACCUCAAUAUGUCAGAGGUGUUUGGAAUGACGAUACACCGGGAGGAGAAGCUAAUUCUUGUCCCAACAACACGAGAUGUUAGUCAUGAAUAA